GUCAUGGACCGAUUUGAAUAGGAGCUCAGCUCUUAGACCUCUCCUAUGCUUGGGUCUAUAUAUUAACUAUGUCGGUCAGGUAACCGCUAUCCUUCCAAUGUCCCCCUUGUCUGGUGAAGAGUACGAGCAGGUCGCCUAUGGCUUGGGUCCAUGGUUGGUAGGGAUGGCCCUCGAUUGGUUUUUCCUGGGCAUCUUGACGACUCAGGUAAGCGUUUUUGCGAAAUACCCGGUACAAAGUAUAUAUUUCAGACGUAUCCAGUUCUCCAACUAUUAUUCGUGGUAUGGCAGAAAGGAUGGCGUUGGUAUGAAGAUCGCGGUGGGCGUAUUGGCGCUUUUGACGACUCUAAAGUCUAUACAGGCCUCCAUUGUAUGGAUCCAGCAGAUAAACUAUUUCACCGACAUUCAAGGUGCCCUUGCGCUGCACGAAACAGCGUGGUAUCACACAGGAAACAUUAUUAUGGAGGCUUCGAUUUCCUUCUACGUUCAAUGUUACUUUUCCUAUCGCUUAUACGCUCUGUCGAAAAUGUGGUGGAUUGCCGCACCCAUCAUGGUGCUAUAUGUCUUGGGCCUGGCUUCUGCCAUAGUCGUGACCUACUACAUAGCUUCCUUCAUAAUUGACAAACAGACCGAACACUGGAUUUCCGUGCAUUAUGCAAGUGCUUUCGUGACUGAUCUUCUACUGUCAUCGGCAACGGCAUGGUUUCUUCUCACGAACAGAAAACACGUCUUGCCGCAAACCGCCAGUCUCCUCAACGCCCUAGCUCGCCUCACCUUCCAAACAGCAGCGCUUCCGGCGAUUUGCGCAAUGAUCAAUUUUAUCUUUGUCUACACAAUAGGCAGGACAUUCAAUAAUGUCGUCAGUGUUUUCAUCCAGGCGCUUCCGAAACUGUAUGCGAUUAGUAUGAUGUGGACGCUCAAUGCAAGACGGGCCAUUCGGGUCGCGUUCGCAAGUGGAGGGAGCGGAGGGUCCAGCACCGGGGAGGCUGUGCCUAGAAGCAUCGAGAGGACGAGAAGGGAUGAAAUACCCUUGAGUAAUCUGAACCCAGAUAGCGACCUCGAGAUGGAAUAGGAAACUGCAGGAACUUCUGUUGAUCUCGAGGCAGAUGGGAAACCUCGAUUCUAUUACUGCAAUAUGGAUCAUGAUACGACGAUUGCGGUCGCAUAGCUACCGUACCCAGCGCCGCUCGGUGCGAAAAGUGGGGCCCAGAAGCGCUUCAUUGUGCCGAGUUUUAGGCUCCAUGCUGGAGUGG
Molecule: messenger RNA, 1250 nt
Organism: Guyanagaster necrorhizus
Lineage: Eukaryota; Fungi; Basidiomycota; Agaricomycetes; Agaricales; Physalacriaceae
Exons: 13
Coding region: 98-1069 (323 amino acids)
Source: RefSeq, a predicted model, not a curated record